CAAUAAAUUCAAGCAAUGUCGAGCUAUGAUGAACCUGCUAAUGGUAGGGAACGUGAUUCAAGAAGUCCAUUGACUGGAAUGUCAUCUGCGAAACCUACCACACCUGCGAUUGAGAUCGGUACCAAUAUGAAAGAUAACUACUUAGACUCGUUUCGAGCAGCUUAUGGGGAGUACAAUACACUAAAUGUGAAUAAGCAAAAUUUGGAUAUUCUGGAGCAUAUAUUCAGUGUACCUAUCUCUGCCACCAAUGCGACAGGGGCAAAAAUGGGGGCUGGGACACAUGCAUCGUCAUUGUCCGAUUUGCUUGCACGUCAACACUGGCAAAAGACAGCGGAUGGAGCAGAAACCAACCAGGAUAGAGAGGAACUAAUGAGCCACGUCUAUGCUACAAGUGCUCUAUCUCAGCAUAAGUCCCAGCAACAACAGCAACAGCUUUUAGCCACACAACUGCUCUAUGCUAGAUUUUUGCAGCCCACACUAUCUGAACAAGAUAGCACCCCCGAUAUACAUACAAAGACAGACAGCGAUCAAGCUUUGCAUAUCAUGGACUUCGAAGGGUCAAACAGUAAUAUUGAUACAAAGUCAACGGCUUGCCAAGUAGCAACCGUCUCGCCAUCCCUACCCGUUUCUUUUGUAGCCGCUCCUCAUGAUAGCAACAAUAACAAUCGUAUAGUAAAUGACGCGGAACAAAACCAUGAAAACUCUGAUAUAGCCCUACAGCAACAUCAGCCUCCCGAUCCCGAGCAUUCACUACUUCAAAAUCAAUCAGAAUCCCAUAUAUUCCGGCAAGCAAAUCGCAAGGUACCCAAACAUUUAAGAAGAGAAUGUUGCACCGUUGAAUCCACGUGUCAUUUGUUUCGCGAACAAAAAACCUUGCUCUUCGAUGUAAAAAGAAGUCUGGAGCAACUUACAAAGCUUUCAAGUAAGUUCCGGCAGAACUUGUUGAGACACCAACAACCUCAGUCGCAGAUGCAAGACGACAGAAAUGAUGGGAGCGAUACGGCUUUGGACACAACCGUAAAGAGUCAGUUGGAUGGUAAUGGGAAAAUAAUUGAAAACAUGUUGGAACAAGUGAGAAAACUUUAUCAUCAAUGGAGUAGUGCUGAGCUUUAUUAUUUGCGGAGCCUUCAACGUUUGGGUCUUACACCAGAUCCAGAGGAAAGAGGAUCGAAAUCCAACUUAAAUCAAACACCCACUCAUGCUGUUAUGGCCCUGGCUGCAAUUGCCUUGUCAGCUGAAUGUGAAGGAGCAACAGCUAUUUCUGGAACAGGAAAAAUUGAAUUGGAGAAAUUUAAAAAUUCAAAAUCAAGACACGCAGAUGGAACCGACGGCAAACCCGAAAGCACUUCCGAUUCUGAAACUAUCAAAACCCGAUCAUUGCACGAUAUUGAAAAUAUUAUUCUAAGACAAGCGAAGUCUACAUCAGCCCUGGGCUCCAUCAAUGAGCACAGCGAUGGGGCCCCUAGUGAUAGUGAAGAAGAAUUGUCAGCGACUUCAUCACCUGUAUGUAUUUGGCAUCCAAAAGGUGAAAAAAGUGAGCUUGUUGAAAAUUACUCCACAGCAGCAGAAAUCAUUCUGGAAUACGCAUCGUUGUCAUCGAUGGAGUCCAAGGACAAUGCUCUGCGAAUACCAAACAUAUUUACUGCUGCUAUGACAAACGCUGCGGAUGCCAGAGGUGCUGGGGACACAAUGGAUACCAUUUCUGCUCUAAACCUUGCUCCGGUAGUCGUUCUGCGAAACCACCGGGAAGGCGUAACUGUAGCUAGUGCCAGUGAUACAGCUUAUUUGGCCGACAUUCACUUUCCACCUACACCAUCAACACCGCCAACAAGCAGUAAUAGCAGUUGCUCCACUGGUACAUUUGUGGGUUCCAUAGCCUCGAACAGUAAAUACCAUAGAAGAAAAUCGAGAUACGCCCGUCGCAUUGAAACACCGGCAUUGUCCUCUGGUGUAAGCACAGCUGUUCGAAAUAACACUCAACAAGAAUAUUCGUCUGGGAAGCAUUCAAACGAGAGUUUUCCGACUUCCCCUACAGCGUCUAAAAUGAAGUCACCUUCGGUCCCUCUUUCAGUCCCUGUAACUAUUCCAGUCGUACAUGGGGCAUCCUCAGCCAUUGCUGCUGUAACUGCACUGCAGGAGAGAGCCCUAACCGAUAUGUUUAAGGCGCGGUUUAGCGCCUUAACAGCUAGCAUCGGAAACGGAGGCUGUGUCGGAAAUGGAAUUGGUGAUGAGUGCCACGAUGGGCCUGUUGCUGACGCUCCUUUCGACUUGAGUAUUGGAACAAAGCUGAAAAAUAUAAACUUGGAUGCAAAAAACUCAUCGAAUUCGCAAGCAAACGACUGUAAAGAUAGUUCAAACGACAAGAAAAAGCCACAUAUCAAGAAACCUCUGAAUGCAUUUAUGCUCUAUAUGAAGGAAAUGCGUGCCAAAGUUGUUGCCGAAUGUACGCUCAAGGAAUCGGCUGCUAUUAAUCAAAUUCUGGGGAGACGGUGGCACGAACUGUCCCGCGAAGAACAAAGCAAAUAUUACGAAAAGGCGCGGCAAGAGCGUCAAUUGCAUAUGGAAUUGUAUCCGGGGUGGAGCGCACGGGAUAACUACGGUUACGUGUCAAAAAAGAAAAAGCGUAAAAAAGACAGAUCGACAGCGGAUUCGGGAGGUAAUAACAUGAAGAAAUGUCGCGCCCGCUUCGGACUGGACCAGCAGAACCAAUGGUGUAAACCGUGCAGGCGCAAAAAAAAAUGCAUACGCUAUAUGGAAGCAAUAAAUGGAAGCGGCGGCACAGAAGACGGCAGCGGAAUGGAAGAUCCUGGAAGCCAACUCAGUGACGAUGAUGAUGAUGACGAUGAAGAUGACCAACUAGGGAACGGAAGUUGCGGAAGCGGUGAUGAAAGCAACAAAAUGGCGGACGAGGACGCAGAGUCCCUCAACCAGUCAUUAUCCAGCCCUGGUUGCUUAAGCGGCCUGUCCAGUUUGCAGAGCCCGUCUACCACCACCAGUUUAGCUAGCCCAAUUAAUAUGAAUGUAAGUCCUGCCACGCCGGUCUUAUCAGCUGUGAGCUCCAAUGUACUUCUGGUAGGCAAUGCUGAGCAGGCAUCGAGCCACUCUAGGUCGUCGGGCUCUGUAUCUGCGCCUGGAUCCAGCAGUGGGUCUACAUGCAGCGUCAGUACUACUCCGAAUACUUCUAGUACGGCCUCCCCAGCAACAACUGGUCCGACGGGGUCAGCUGGAUCCGGAACUUUAGCUGGGAUGGCUCCCGGUCCGGCACCUACAACUGCCCAUGAGCGUGCAAUGAUGCUGGGCAAUCGUUUUAGUCAUUUGGGCAUGGGUCUAAGUCUUCCCGGGAGUCACCCCGCUGAAUCAAUAUUCCAGUCACAUUCUGUAAUUGGCACCAGUGCAAAUACCUCAUUGACAACGAAUGGAUUUAAUGGCCCUAGCCCCGUGCCCGGUUCUAAGCUGCAAGUAUCGUCAAAUUUGCAUCGAAACCCAAUUGGCGCUAAUCCUCGGGAUGUAAACAAUCCCCUUAGUAUUAAUCAACUAACCAAGCGUCGAGAUGAUCAAAAUGUUGGUUCGAUAGAUGUCUGCGAUUCACAAAUGAUGGUUGCCUCGGCGGCGGCAUCAAUUCUUCACCAUUCCGCACCGCACGCACACGCAGCUUACCAUCCGCACCAUGGGCUUUUCAGCAGCAGUUUUAGUCAGCACUUUCACCAAACAUUGAGCCACCACUUGGCAGAGACCAAUAACAUAGGUGUUGCCACACCGUUGUCCGCCGAGUCAGCUUCCUCCGCAUCUAGUGGUAAGCUUCGAAAUACAUCUGAACCGCCAACGACGCCAUCCAACCCCUCGACAACCAAUGCUUCCGAAACUGGAGCUAUUAGCGUCUCAUAGCACCGGCGAAACCGGGCUGUCUAUCUGGAUAUAAGUGUGGGCCUGGAGAAUCUAAAUCCAGCUUUUCCUCAUGAGCCAUGCCUACGAAUAAAGCCAACUCCAAACAUAAUCAACGUGCAAUAAGUAGUAUUCUCGCCAUCCCAUCGUCAUUUUUUAGAAACCUGUGGCCAUUUAUGGACAAGUGCCAAAAAGAACUUCAUUUAUCGUAUUGUACAUACAAAUUUUCUAUUAUAUCUGAGGCCAAACACACAAUUUACGUAUACACACACACACACACACACAAUUAGCGCCCACACUAUGUAAAUUGUGGCUUACCACUUACCCAUUUACCUUACCAUAGUAAGCGUUGCCAAAUAGUCCUUAAGUCCUCACAUAUACCGCUAUUGAUAUUUAUAUGUAUUCAAGACACCUCCAUCAUCGGCAGCAUAUCUGCAUAUAAUAUAGGUAUAGAUAGAUACUGUGUGUACAAUACAAUGAUUCAAAACUGUCGCGUGCAUAGUAGCUAGUGAAUGGUUCGCAAUUGCUUUUCAAUUUGCUUUUGUUCCGAUUCUCAACUUAUCCCUUCGUUAUUGGUCGUACCCUAAAAUAUAUAAAUGUAUGUUCGGACGCAACGGACUAAAGGCCUUUCUCAUCAAUUUAGAAACAGAACUGUACCAAUAGAUGAUUUUGGGCUUGUGGUCUUCCUUUAGUCCAGAAGUGCACACGAAUUAAGAUUAAUAUUAUUAUGCAAAUAUUAAUAAUACGAAAAUAACAGUGCUUGAUCAGGAAUGUGUUGGCUAUGAAAUGGCUGGUGAGACGGCCCCCUUCACGUUCCGGUUGACGUUCACGGCCGUGAACUAAACAUCUAUAAAAUAGUAUGACGAUAUUUACAUUACAUGGACUUUGAAUUGGAAUUCGAUAAGAACACGAUAAGUAAUAGAAAAAACUUUUUGGGAACAUUUACCCUAGUAAGAAUUAAGUAUUAGUCUGAGAGAAUUAAAUAAAUUUAUGUAUAUAGAAAAUUAA
Molecule: messenger RNA, 4890 nt
Organism: Drosophila willistoni
Lineage: Eukaryota; Metazoa; Arthropoda; Insecta; Diptera; Drosophilidae
Gene: pan
Product: protein pangolin, isoforms A/H/I/S
Exons: 5
Coding region: 16-3885 (1289 amino acids)
Biological process (GO): regulation of transcription by RNA polymerase II; canonical Wnt signaling pathway
Cellular component (GO): beta-catenin-TCF complex
Molecular function (GO): DNA-binding transcription factor activity, RNA polymerase II-specific; RNA polymerase II cis-regulatory region sequence-specific DNA binding
Source: RefSeq, a predicted model, not a curated record